Molecule: messenger RNA, 5901 nt
Organism: Meleagris gallopavo (turkey)
Lineage: Eukaryota; Metazoa; Chordata; Aves; Galliformes; Phasianidae
Source: RefSeq, a predicted model, not a curated record
GUGAUCCGUGCCGUACAGAGGGUCGGUUCAGGAUUCCUGUGACCCAGCGAGCGAAAUCGGUGAUGCGUGGCGGGAGGGUGCGCGUCCAGCUCUUGGAAAGCCGCGUCCGUGCGGACACAUCCGUGGUGCUCGGUGGACGCUGAGCGCUGCCGGCGGCUGUGCGGCGCUGAGGGCUGCAGUGAGCGGUUGUGAUCGCUGCGGCCAGUGAGGAGCCGUGUCGGGGCCUUUGGUCAGCUGGAGGUCACGAACUCUCUGCGUUAGCAGCUCUUCAGCCCAAACGACGUUGUGUGUUUUUCCUCUGUUCUCUCCGCACUGCACAGGUCAGGCUCGGCCCUGCCCCGCUCCUUACUCUGCAGACCUCAGCUCUCAGCAGGGGCACCCGUGGGUGAGCUGCAGGUGGGUGCUCCAGGGGGCACCUCGGCUCUGGCAGCAGCAGAACCGUGCUGGUUUUCUCAGUGUGUGCUCACAUGCUUUGCUGCCACUGUUGAAUCGCUCUAGAGUCUUUGAAAAGUGCCACCUGAGACCGAAUAGUGGUGAUCGCUGGGCUCGAGACAAUACAGCAUGCUGUAUUGUCAUGUCCUUCACAGCUCCGCUUGAAUGCCUCAGAACUGACAAAGUAUAGAAACAAGAGCACUGUCUUGCCCUGUGCUAGAAGAAAAGCAGGUAACCAGCAAGAGGUGUAAGCAGCUUUAUGUUAGAGAGAAGUGUAGGUUUUCCUGCCUGUCAGAGCUGGUGCAAACUCGCUGUCCUCUCUGCCUGCUGUUGGUCUGGCUGGCUGGUGUCUGGCAGAAGAGGUGAUGCUGGCUGUCAGCAGUGAACUUUCCCUUUGCUUCUGCUUUUGUGAGAUGCGAUUGAAUUGAAGCCUGUGGUGAGGAUAAAGUGGUAUAAAUUGAUCUUCAACUUAUUUGAUUUUAGCAGCUUUUCUUGCUGUGCCAGAUUUAAUAAACAGAGCUUGAAUUGGUCAUACAGCAACGGUUGUAGAAUUACAACUCCUAAUGCAACAGUCUGUUUGCCUAUAGCCUUAGUUACUGAUGCUUUAGUCUGUUUUUAUUCUGUUUUUAGCAUUCCAUAUUUUUUCCUUUGCUUUAAGUUGUUUUCACUGAAUUGUACAGAGAAAAGCAAGAGUGUAGGCUUUGCUUUUAUAAUAAUACAAGCAAUGUUUUAACUUUUAUAUAUGUAUAAAUGUACACAUCCACGUUUGUUUUCAGUUCUGUCUGCUCAGAUGAGGGAGAAAAUCUAUUGCUAAAUAAGUGAUUUUUGUGAACUCUGAAAGAGAGUAACUGAAAGUCAGGACCCCAUUAUUUACUUGCUUUGUAUGUAACUGAGUCCAACGUGGUUCUGGUUGCACAAGAUGGUCUAAAUAUGAGGUGGAUGGGAGAGAUGCUGGUGGUGUCCAAGACAGCUAUAAAUCCUCUGCAAAAUCAUCAAAUAGUGGGGCAAAAUGACUGUACGUUAAGGAAGGAUAACUUCUGCCUGAAUGUCUUAGGGAUGAAAAUGAGUACAUGGAGAAAAAUAGAAAAGUGCUUUGAAUAGUAAAUGACACUGCUCGUGUAUGUUCAUCACUUUGCUAGUGUUCUCUUAUCUGUGGUGCCAGUUUGUAACAGUUCCAUCAGUGUUAUUGCUACAGGAGCCGGAUCUGCACAUCCUCCAGUGCCAACGUGUGAGUUAUUAAAAGUUUUUGCCAGAGGUGAUAGAUAAAGGCAGUUGUUACAACAUCAGACUCGUGUCACCCGAGUUGGUGGAGUGCUGAGGUUGCUUAAAAUUAGCAGAGCAAAGCUGAUCUUAGUGCUUGCACAGAUCUUGUGGGCAAGGUACUGCCUGGUGGGCUGUUGAGCAGGGACUGAAGUGUGUUUCAUUUUGCUGCCAUGUUUCUGACAGUGGUGAGUGCCCAGACUGCUGCUGGAUUGGGUUCAUGUGAGAACUUCUUAUCAGCCUUGUUAGAAUCCUGAAACCUGAAUGUAAAGGAGUGAACAAAGCAUUGGGGUGGUGAUGGAUUUCCUUUUGGCACUUACACUGUGUUUCUUUUCACCAACAAUAGCAUAUCUUUAAUGUUUCUCUGACAAUAAGUCUUUUGUGUAUGUAGCAAAAUCUCCCUGUGUAGUAAUAACUUGCAGAAGAAAAGGGGAUGCAUAAAAUCAUGUGAAAAGCAGUUACAGGAAAGAAUUUGGUUAUUUGCUGCCUUGGGAGUGGAUUUGGUUAUUUGCUGCCUGAGCAUGAAGUCUGCUGUCAGAACAGCCCAUCACAGUGCUGCUGCUGGGAUCCCCACGUCCUGCUGCUCAGUGCUGCUGCAGCCUGGGGGCUGUGGAGGGCUGGGGGAUGCAGGCUUUGGGGGCUUCCCUUCCUUUGCUUGGCAACCGUAGGAAAAUGAUGCAGUUGUUUGUGCUGUGCUCAGGUAUGUGUAGAACGGCACUAACUGGGAGUACGCUUGUUGGAGGCUGCUGAGAAGCGUUUGCAAACAUUGUUCCAACUCAGACAGAGAACGGAAGGUGUCUGAUCCAGCAGUUUUCUGCUCUCAGUUGGGAAUGUGUUCAAUUUAGUGAGAGGUGUUUCCUUUUGUCUUUAUUCUUUUCGUUUUCCAUUGUUGCUGUGGAAUAAAUUCCUACUUAAACUAAUUUUCUUCCAAAAAAUACAUCUCUCGAGGUCGUUUCUUUUAUUCAGAGUUUUAGGGUUUUCAGAAUAGGACAUUUGUCUUGCUGACCUUCUGGUUAAAAUGAAGUCGGUUCUUCUGUUGCAGCAAGGUGCAGCCAUAGGCAGCAGCAGAACUGUGCUGCAGGCAGCCUUCUCCUGGGUGUUACACACAUCUUUUCUGCCUGUUUAACUUGAGUAAUUGUAAGUCCAUUAAAUGAAUGACGUGAAGAAAAAAUCACCAAUUCAUACUAGUGAGAUGAUGCUUAAAUGUUCGGAUGGCGAUGUGGAAUGAAAGCCAUUCGUUUUUACAGAUGCAGCAGGUGGUCUCUGCCAGCUGUGAUGUCUGCAGCUCUGCCCAGGCGGGCACUGGGCUCCUGCUUCCAGGCACCCCUCAGUGCUCGGCCGGCAGCGAGAGACUCGGGAGGUGGCUCUAACAGUAGUUUUCUAAUCACCUUGUCUUUUUAUUAAUAAAUACACCGGGCUUUUGAGGUAAUUUCUACUGCAUACUGAGACAAAUGAAGUACAGGGCUGUUACAGGAGCCCGUGGGAGCUGCGAGGCUCAGCGUGGUUGAGCAGUAAGGUGCACAUGCUGCGUGAGCGGCUCGCUUCAGCCCUGCUGCUGUGAGGGCAUCGUGCAGAGCCGCGGGCAGCAGAAGGGGGCUGGGAGGAGCGGGGCGGUGGGGCUGCGGGCGGCAUCGGCUGCUGCGGCAGCACUGCUAACGGCAUGUCUGCUUUCCUUUUUGAGGAGGUGUGUAUCCGAAACGUGGAUGUUCAGGAUAACAUGUCCAAUGUGUCGGAAGAAAGAAGCACUAGACAACAGGACAUUAAGAAAGGACUUCAGUUUAUAGAAUCUACUUUGCCCUACCCAGGGACACAAGAACAAUAUGAGCUAUUUAUACGAGAACUUGUUAGAAAUCUUUUUAAUGAAGGGAAUGAUGUAUAUCGAGAAGGUGAUUGGAGAGGCUCGCUGAAUCACUAUUCAGAAGCUAUAAACAUAGCAGAUUAUGCUAAUUCUGAAGAAAUCCAUGUGUCUGAUGAUAUUUUAGAGAAGCUACAUGUAAACAGGAUAGCAUGUUUUUCAAAUAUGGGACUGCAUGAAAAGGUUCUAGAAGACUGUGAGAUAGCAUUAAGGUUAAAUGAAAAUAAUUUUAGAGCGCUCUAUCGGAAAGCAAAAGCACUGAACGAGCUGGGAAGGUAUAAGACAGCGUAUGAUGCUGUAGCAAAGUGUUCUCUUGCUGUGCCACAGGAUGAAAGUGUGAUUAAGCUUACUCAAGAACUGGCUCAAAAAUUAGGAUUAAAAAUAAGAAAAGCAUAUGUAAGAGCAAAGCCACCCUCGAGUUCUGUUUCUAGUGAUAUAUCAACUCAGAAUUCUUCUGUAGAAGAUAUUGAGUUAGAUUUAUCUGACCAGAAGCAAGAUACGGUUUCUUCUGCGUCUUCAUCGGCCUUUGUUUCUGAAUUGUCUAAAGUGGCAUCAGUACCCAUAUCAUCUUUAUCUUCUGUUAUGUCUCUUCAAGUGGAAAAAGCUUCUUUGCCUUCUGCAACGUUGGCAAAUGGAGGAAAUGUUUCUUUCUCUAUGCCAGAAGCAUGUUUAGAUUGUGGAGAUGGAGAUAUAAUUAUUGGUGAAGAACUUGAUGAAUUACUUGAUUCUGUGCCUGAUCCAGAUGAAAGCAUAAUGGUAAAACUUUGUUUGCUUUCUUUUGAGUGAGAUCUUGUUUUAUUGGUGAAUUAAUUUUUAUGGUUACAUUGAGCUGUAGUUGUGUAUGGGCAGGUUGAUCCUCUCAGAUGUGUGGGCUUGCAGUUGUGGCUGUAAAGAUACCAGGACAUGGCAGAGCGCCAAGGAAAUCCUAUUGGAUUUGUGUGCUAGAAGAUUUGAGUGAGGUUGCUCGUAGAUGGAGACUGCUUUGAAAAACACUGCUACCAACACUACUUCUGAGGGAGGGAUAUUACUCCCAGGAAAUGCCAUGAAAAGCGAAGCAGACCAUUGAAGUCUGAGCUGGUGUAUACUUGUUACAACUGAGGCCUCUGUGAACCUGAGGAUGUUUGGUGUGCCCACCCUGGGGCUACGGAAAGUCAAGCUCGUGCUUACAACUUUGCAGGACAGCAGUACUUGUGCUGCUGUCUCCUAGUGCACCAAGCAGUAGUUCUGCAGUCAGAGCUUUGUCCAGACCUGCGUGGCAGAUAACCAGAAGUAGGCCAUUGUGAGGUUAACUUUUCAUAUUUGUUAGAAGAGAUUAUUAGAAAAAUUGAGGCGUUUCUUGAGUUAUUCUUCAUUACACAACCUUUCUAGAGUUAGAGCAUACAAAGCAUCCAGAGCUCCUCUACUGACAGUCAAAGUGAAAGUUCUGAUUGAUGAGCAGAGAUGGCUGAACUUAAUAGCAAGGUUACUGAUUCUGAGCUGUGUCUGUGACAGUCAUUUGGAGCACUUAAUAUCACACUGCUAAAUGAGGAUCUGGCAUGUUGAAUUUUUCAAUUAGUUGUGAUUUUUAAUUAUCAUGUAGCUACGGAUACAGCUGUAAAAAAGAUUGAUUGCAGAACUGGUUCUGUCUUGAGCUUGAUUUCUUGGAAUAAAAAAUGUUUAGGCUUCUUACUGUAAGUUUUAUGCAUUUCAUUUUGUUGUAUCUGUUAUGGAAAUUUCAGUUGUAAUUAUUGUUAAAUCAUAGUAAAUUUGCUGUAGUAAUGGCAAAUACUAUCUUUUGAGGUAGAUUGAAGCCUCAUGUAGUGUAGAACCUGAAUGCACUUGGGGAUGAGAUACUGCCCACUCUGUGCAGACAGUUUGAUCAGCCUCCAGCCAAGGAGGGAGCUUCUUGUGGCAGCAGUUGAGCUGUAGGGAAGGAAGCUCCCAAGUUCUGUCACAUCCCUAUCAGAGGUGUGCGGAAGGAUGUGUGGUUUUCCUUUGAGGGAAGAAGGAAAAUUGGCUUAUACAGGCAGUGAUGUCAUUUGGUACUGCCCCGGAUCUGUGUCAGUGCUAACUCUUAACUCCUUACUGUUUGAAUUAUGUUCUCUUUAUUUAGAAAAAUCUGUGCAGGUUUCUGACUCAAAAAAAAUUCAAAAUUACUUCUUCAAUUCAGCUAACUGAACCUUUAAAAUGUUUGAUCUAUAGAUAAUUCCUUGCAUUAAAGCAUUCAGACGUGAUUUCUGCAGUUCUCUGCAGCACUGUAGUGUACCUGUCGUUGUUUUUCUGUAGGUUUACAAAAACUUAUUGAAAACAUUAUUAAAAGGAAGAAAGGAAGACUGUUCCUGUCCCAGAUUGUAUUGAGGUUUUUUUUUCCUGUG